AUGUCCACAAAUAUAAAGAAUAUCCAAUUGCUAGUUUAUUGUUCAACCUUUGCAAGUAUUUUGUCAAUUUUGGCUUGUAUUUUUAUUUUUCCACAAAUUUAUUUUGAAACAACAAAUUUAUUGAAUGAAGUAAAAGGGGGAGUUGAAAUAUUUAAAGUUGAAACUGAUUCUGCUUGGAAUUUAUUAAUUGAUAUACAAAUACGUCAUAAACCUCAAUCUGUUAAUGUUAGAGAAGAAAAUCCUUUUGAAAGUAUUUUUCAAAGGGCAAAACGACAAAAUUAUGGAAAAUUGCCUGCUUGGUGCCAAUGUGAACCCACCAAACCCGAAUGCCCUCCAGGACCAGAAGGUCCUCCCGGCGAACCAGGCACAGACGGCCCACCUGGAGAGCCUGGACCUAAUGGAGAAGAUAAUACACAGGUUUACCCACAAGUAAAAUGCGAGGCGCCUGAUGUGUCAAAAUGUAUUGAAUGCCCAGCUGGGCCACCUGGCGAACAGGGUCCAAUCGGACCGUUAGGCUCGUCAGGUCAAACAGGAGAAGCUGGAGCAGCAGGCCCACCUGCACCUCAAGGAAAGCCUGGAGAACAAGGCCCGCCAGGAGAUCAAGGCCCUCCUGGCGAAAAAGGAAAUCCGGGAACGCCGGGAACGCCUGGAAGUGAUGCAGAACACAGUCCGGCAUUGCCCGGUCCAAAGGGUCUUCCAGGAGGCCCAGGCCAGCCAGGCAAAGAUGGAGCACCCGGAGAAAAUGGUACAAUUAAUUUGUAA
Messenger RNA from Meloidogyne enterolobii, 762 nucleotides. NCBI's taxonomy places the organism in Eukaryota, Metazoa, Nematoda, Chromadorea, Rhabditida, Meloidogynidae. The record is from the annotation of a GenBank genome assembly.